UGGAUUCAUACGGAGUGUGAUGCUGAUGCGUUGGAAGGUGAGUACGUUUGUGCUGUGUGUCGAAAUUCCCCGUUGGUGGCUGAUGCGAUGAUGACUUCGGCCGGUAGUAGUUCACUGGCACCUUCGCCCGCAUCCGUAUCAUCGACAAGUCCUCAAGACGAGCACGAUGAUGCCACCUCAAGAAACGAUGCUCUCGAAGCUACCGGAUUCUCGGUCCAACCGGAUUCGCCAGCAAAUCGCAACACUAAUAGCCCGUUGGCAAUUUCCAAUAUCGACUCUACAUUCAAUGAUAUUUUCACGAUCGCUUCCUCUCAUACACCUGGUUGGUUGUUAUUCAAUUGCUGGGCGAAUAUUUAA
Messenger RNA from Anisakis simplex (herring worm), 357 nucleotides. Lineage: Eukaryota; Metazoa; Nematoda; Chromadorea; Rhabditida; Anisakidae. The record is from the annotation of a GenBank genome assembly.